Syngnathoides biaculeatus (alligator pipefish) is the source of this 2302-nucleotide messenger RNA. It is a transcript of the gene rab12, whose product is annotated as RAB12, member RAS oncogene family. The transcript is spliced from 6 exons. Gene Ontology annotation, biological process: Golgi vesicle fusion to target membrane; protein localization to plasma membrane; protein secretion. Gene Ontology annotation, molecular function: GTPase activity; GTP binding. The coding region runs from base 166 to 894 and encodes 242 amino acids. Gene Ontology annotation, cellular component: trans-Golgi network transport vesicle; plasma membrane; endosome. NCBI's taxonomy places the organism in Eukaryota, Metazoa, Chordata, Actinopteri, Syngnathiformes, Syngnathidae. The record is from RefSeq and is a predicted model, not a curated record.
UAUCGACUCAAUUACGUCACCACCUUUCGGCAGCUAAUGGCCGGACAACAACAAUCGUUAGCGCGAACCAAAGUUGCCCAAACUUAAGAAAGUUUCCACAAAUAAAAAAAAAAGUUUAAAAAUUCCGUUUUUUUCCACCCUUUAAUCACAAAUGUGGAGUCGCUGAUGGAUCCGAGAUAUGACAUCUCGCGGAGGGUCGGCGGCGGCGGCGGGAGCUCCUCGAACUCGUCACCCGCUUUGGGGGCUCACUCGCGCCGCCGGAAAAUGCCGCCCAGGCCCGCCGACUUGAAGCUUCAAAUCAUCAUCAUUGGCUCCCGCGGCGUGGGGAAAACCAGUCUCAUGGAGCGAUACACCGACGACACAUUCUCCGAGGCCUGCAAGUCCACCGUAGGAGUGGAUUUCAAAAUCAAAACUGUGGAGCUGAAGGGGAAGAAGAUCCGGUUGCAGAUCUGGGACACAGCGGGCCAGGAGCGCUUCAACAGCAUCACGUCGGCAUACUACCGUGGCGCCAAGGGCAUCGUGCUGGUCUACGACAUCACCAAGCAGGAGACCUUUGACGACCUUCCCAAGUGGAUGAAGAUGAUUGACAAGUAUGCCUCCGAGGAGGCCGAGCUUCUCCUGGUGGGCAACAAGAUGGACUGUGAGAGUGAUCGGGUCAUCUCCAGACAACAAGGAGAAAGGUUUUCCUCCCGAAUAAGCGGCAUGCGUUUCUGCGAGACGAGCGCCAAAGACAACUGUAACGUGGAAGAGAUCUUCCUCAAGCUCGUGGAGGACAUUCUUAGCAAGAUGCCGCUUGAGGUUCCCAACAAGGAGCUCUCCGGCAGUUUGCUGUCCCUACAGCCCGAACCCGAAGUGCCUCCGGAGUUGCCCCCGCCUCGCGUACGCUGCUGCUGAGAGCCCCCUCCCCCAGCACCCGCCGAACCCAACCCCCUGCAUUCAACACCUUCACAUACGCCAAACAACCAACCAGCCGACAAGACAUCAUUUUGCUCACACGUGCAGUGUGCCAAAGUGACCAAGAGGGGGCACCAGCGAUUUGGAAGUUGCAACUUUAGCAACACUUAAGCCCACCCAGCUUCUGCCGCCCUCACCCGGACUACCUCACGCCACAAGCUGUGCACCCACACACACACACACACACACACACACACACGUGCCUUUGAGGUAGCAAGCACCCUCACCCUCCCACCCCCACCCACCGACCCUUUAUUUACAGCAACUUAUAUUCCCAGUUCAUCUUAUCCGAUACUGUCAUUUGUUGACUCGACGAAAGCACACUAUCUUUUUUUUUUUUUAUGCUGCAACCAGGAUAACGUAGCAGGUAGGUGGUUAAUCAGCAGUAUCGUGCGGCCAGACUGUUACAGAAUGCAUAUGCGAAUGAAACAGACGCAGGAAGUCGAGGAUAAAGAAAAACGGUUUCACGGUGAGGGAACAGGUCUGCUACGUGUUUGUCGACUCCAUUUACGAGCGUCCCGUCCUUUGCACAUUUAAAAAAAAAAAAAAAAAUGCACAUGAAUUCCUUAACUUUAAAGUUUCUCUGAACACGUUGGGCCUUUUGUCACGGAACACUAAAAACACUUUUGAUGUGGGUUCAUACUACAAUGAGUUAAGCGGGGUACCAGCACACCGAAAAUCGGGCAAUACUUGAGCAUCCCCCUUUGCGAUAAAGGUCAGCAAAGGCCUGAUUCUCCGAUAUCUCAACAAUUAUACUGACUUAGUUACCUGUGGUGUGUGUACAGAUGGAUUAGUUUUUCCCCCCUCCCUGAUUGAAAAAUGGUUUAGCCCUGAAAUAGUAACUGUUAAACCUGUUCAAUAGUCACAAUCACAAAUCAGUACGUGUGGUCAAUACUGCGCUGGGCUGAGCUACGGAAUACGUGACUGCGACGUGAAAUUGAACGGCGGCGUACCCGCACGCUGAAAAUCGGGCCAAAUUUGAGCAAAGUCCUGAUUGUCGGACGUCUCAAAGAUUAUCCUGAGAGAUUUUUGCCCUUCAGAUGUUACACAUCAGUAUUUGUGCACGGCUUUACAUGACCCAUUUGCAUCUUCUAUCGUUUACUUUUUAGAACGCUUGCAAGCGCGCGGACCCAAUUAUGUCAGCAUUUUUUUUUUUUUUUUUUUGCCACUAACCUUUCUACUGCUCUUCUAUCCCAUUUCUCUAUUAUUAUUUUUUUUCUAUUCAAUAAGUGUAAGAGAUCUCAGAGAAGUGUCGGGCCUCUCGUUGCAAUUUGGAUUUUUUGCUAUUUAUAACCAUUGUGGCAUUGUUGGACUAAUGAAAUUAAAGAUGUCUAUAUUUAUUACCAGA